This is a messenger RNA of Anas platyrhynchos (mallard), 5937 nucleotides long. It is a transcript of the gene PLXDC2, whose product is annotated as plexin domain containing 2. The record is from RefSeq and is a predicted model, not a curated record. NCBI's taxonomy places the organism in Eukaryota, Metazoa, Chordata, Aves, Anseriformes, Anatidae.
UUGCAGAGCAACUUGUGAGCAGCCAGCAGCCCGCGGGCCGGGCUCUCUUCGUCCCGCACAGCGGCGGAGCUCCAGCCUCGCAGGGAGGGGCGAGGAACAGCGACCCCAGCCCGCCCCCGGCCGCCGUGGGACCCCACAGCUUCGGGGCAGCGCCUCCCGGGACCUCCUCGUCCCUGCGGCCGAGCGGAACCGAGCGCGGCCCCGGCGCCUGCGCCCCUGCGGAGGAGGGCGGGGGGGGAUCCGGCCCCACGGCAGCCCCCCCCCUUCCUGGCAGGGGGCUGCCCCGGGCCCUGCUCUAACGCCUACCGGUGUCGGGAACCAGCCCGAAAGAGAGGGAGAACUCGCGGGUCCCCGCCCGCGGCGCAUCCGCCCGCCCUCCCGGUCCUGCGCCCCCCCCCCCUCCGGGGCUCGGGGCCGGCCCCGGCUGGAAGAUUUCCCCGCUCGCUUCCCUUCGGAGGGGUUUUGUCGCCUAGUCGUGCGCCGAGGGGAGGCACCGUCCCUAAGGCACCCUGCCUCACCCUGCGGGGGAAGGGAGCUGGGUGGGGGCAAGCCAGGAAGGGAGGAUCUCAGCGGCUCUCCUAAAAAUCUGUCGGCAGGCUGCGAGGAAGGGAGAGUUUGGCACUUGGCGGGCGAGGCUGCUCUUGUUUUCUCCCGGCGGUGAUGCCUCUGGACUGAGAGCGGCGAGGCUGUGAGAGUUGGGGGGACGGAGCCCUCCCCAGCAUCCCUCCCCCUCCCCAUCCAGCCCCGGCGGCUGCCCCCCGCUACAUGAGAGCUGCAGGGAGGAGAGAGCGACUCGGUGCCUGCUAGGGCUGCUCCCCGCCGCCUCCCGGACUUUCCCACCCCCGCCCAGGAGAGUUGCCUCGGCAGGCUCCGUGCUAUGGCGAGGCUGCGGAGAAGCAAACUAGCCGCUGGAUUUUUAUUACUUUUCCAAUGCCUGAGCGAGCGCUGCCAGCUCGCCGCCGAGGAGACGCCGAGCCAGAGCAACGGCAGGAAAGCUGGCAACCUGGGAACAUUCUUUCAGAUAUCAGUUUUGUCAGAGAUAUGAUUGAUAUCAGAGGUGUGUUUUAUGAAGUUGUUCAGAGCUUCCCUCGAGUGGAGGAAAAUGUGCAAGUAAGCAGCCACAGGUGGAGAAGGCACUCGGAAUCUCUCAAAUCAGUCGACACUAACAGAGCCAGCAUGGGUCAGGAUUCCUCUGAGCCAGGGGGUUUCACAGAUCUACUUCUUGAAGAGGGACAUGACAACACCACCCAGAUUGAGGAGGAUACAGAUCAUAAUUAUUAUACUUCAAGAACAUAUGGCCCAUAUGAUUCUACUAGCCGGGAUUUGUGGGUCAAUAUAGACCAAAUGGAGAAAGACAAAGUCAAGAUUCAUGGGAUCCUCUCCAAUACCCAUCGGCAAGCAGCAAGAGUAAAUCUGUCCUUCGAUUUUCCAUUUUAUGGCCAUUUUCUACGUGAAAUUACAGUGGCAACUGGGGGUUUCAUAUAUACUGGAGAAGUUGUACAUCGAAUGUUAACAGCUACACAAUAUAUUGCACCCUUAAUGGCUAAUUUUGACCCCAGUGUGUCAAGAAAUUCAACAGUCAGAUACUUUGAUAAUGGCACAGCACUAGUUGUCCAGUGGGACCAUGUCCAUCUGCAGGAUAAUUACAACCUGGGCAGUUUCACUUUUCAGGCCACCCUUCUCAAUGAUGGGCGUAUCAUUUUCGGCUACAAAGAAAUUCCUGUUGCUGUGACACAAAUAAGUUCAACCAACCACCCAGUGAAAGUGGGACUCUCAGAUGCAUUUGUGGUUGUGCACAGGAUCCAGCAAAUUCCCAAUGUCCGUAGAAGAACAAUUUAUGAAUACCAUAGGGUGGAACUGCAGAUGUCAAAGAUCACCAACCUGUCAGCUGUUGAAAUGAUACCUCUUCCAACUUGUCUCCAGUUCAACAGCUGUGGUCCUUGUGUCACUGCCCAGAUUGGCUUCAACUGCAGUUGGUGCAGUAAACUCCAAAGAUGCUCCAGUGGAUUUGACCGCCACCGGCAAGACUGGGUAGACAGUGGUUGCCCUGAAGAGUCAAAGGAUAAGAUUUGUGAGAAGAGUGUAGACACAACAGAAACACCUCCAUACUCCACCACAACCCUUCAACCAACCACAACAAAGUUCAGAGUUUUAACAACCACCAGAGGAUCCACCACUUCCCAACUGCCAACUAGCUUGCCCACAGAAGAUGACACCAAGAUAGCGCUGCACCUAAAAGAUAAUGGAGCUUCCACAGAUGACAGUGCUGCAGAGAAGAAAGGUGGAACACUUCACGCUGGCUUAAUUGUUGGUAUUCUAGUCCUGGUCCUCAUUGUGGCUGCAGCCAUCCUCGUGACUGUCUAUAUGUACCAUCAUCCAACAUCAGCUGCUAGUCUCUUCUUCAUAGAGCGGCGUCCGAGCAGAUGGCCAGCAAUGAAAUUCAGAAGAGGAUCAGGACAUCCUGCAUAUGCUGAAGUGGAACCAGUUGGAGAAAAAGAAGGCUUCAUUGUAUCAGAGCAAUGCUAAAAUUUUUAGGACAGAACACCAGUACUGGCCUACAGGUGUAAGACAUUUACUUUGCCUCUCUUUAAAGAAAAGGAGCCCUAAGCUGCUGUAGCCUAAUAGAAAGAAGAUUUUGGAUAAGCUUUGUCCAAGAAGAAAAACUAUCUAAGAUACCAGAUUACCACUGCACAGUAGUCUUCAUUAGUGGACUGACACACAAUGGUUCAUGCAGAACACCUGUCAGUGGACACCUAUGGUAUCAGAACUAUGGCACAAGUGCCACAUUAUUGGCUUUAGGUUUGGGGGUGCACAGUAAUCAAAAAUAUAAUAAAGCUUUGGUGCACAAGGGUAUUACCCUGUGGUUCAAGUGUUCUUCUCUGGUAUCUCAAAGACUGAGUGACAAAUCUGUACACUUUCAGUGCAAACAGCACUGAUUAAUGUUCGCAGGUGAUUGAGAAAAGUAUCUCAGUGCAGGUAAAGAAGAAAAAUAAAAGUUUUUUUCCAACAUUUAUACGAGCAGAUGUGGAAUUACAAUCACUUUUCAAUUCUAAAUCAGCCUACCCACCUAAGUGAGCGAGUCACAAUGUAUGUGUUUUUCAGGAGUAGAACAAUGUUUCUUGUACAUUGCUGAUUAAUAUCCUUCUAAACAACUCACAAUAUACAAACUCCUAAGAAAUGAAGGCAAUAGAGAAUUUUCAGAAUGGUGAAAUUGUUAUUUCAUGGAUGUUUACAAUGAAAUUGGGCUCAUUUUCUAUAUCAAUGUUCACUAAAACUCAAUUUUACCUUUUUUUUUUUUCCUUCUUUUUCAAGGGAUAUCCUUCAUUUCUGAGCAGUAGGCUGAAGCGGUAGGCAUUUUAUCUCCCAGAGAUCUUAUGGACCAUUUCUUAGGCAAUGUGAUAUGAAAGAUGUUAACAUUUUAACCAAAUGGGUUUCUAUUCUUUGCCAUUUCAUUGUGAGUCUUUCCUGAGAAGCAACACAGACUUUAAUGCACCCCUCCCAGAGAUUCAGAUACAAGUGUUACUGAACCCUGCUGAUUCAUACAGUGAUUUUGUUUAAUGCACAUAGUAGUUGCAUAAAUAUAUAUAAAAAUAUAUUUUUUUUUAUAGCUAACACAAGGCGGGCUCUUGUGACUGUUAAGACUGCAUUUUUGUCAUCCAGACAAAGGAAAUGGAUUGCAUUACUGCAUAUUUCCACUGAGUUGUAAAAUAAUCCUUAAUACUAGAAUAUUUUUAUGUUGUGUGGGGAAGGUGGUUCAUGUAGUUGCAGUGCCAUAACCUUUCUGCCUAUUGGAACCAUUCUUUCUUUAAUAUUGACACUUUCCCUCCCUGUAUAGGGAAAGAAAAUGCUAUAAAUUCACAGCAUCAAAAACAGUUACUCCUUUCAUGGAAGGGGUUAAUAUACACUGAGACCCAGAUCUUCCAUGCAGAGUGGAAACCUAAAUACUUUGAUGUUCUGGGCCUGAGCUAUUAAAAUACUAAAUUCAGGUAUUGUACUUACAUUUCAUUUUAUUCAUUGACUAUCAAGCUUUUACAUACUGUACAAACAGAGGCACUUGAUUCAUUUUAAAGUGAGGUAGACAAUAUUAGCAGUUUCAGAUCUCAAGCAGUUAAAAAAAAGUUGUAGACACCACCUUAACAGUAUAAUUAUUUACAUUUCUUUUUGAUGCUUGUUUGAUCUAAAUUUGAUUACAUAAUGGUGUUUUUUUUUUUAAAAAAAAAAAAGCAUCAUUUUUACUUUUUAUUUUGUCAGUAAAUAAUACAACACUGUAUUUUCUGUAUCCUUAUAUUUUGCAUUACACACUUGUUUUCAUCUGUUUUAAGUCAUUUAGGGUGAGAUUUAAACUGUUCAAAUCUAACUGGUAUUAAUCUGAAAGUACUAACAAACACAUUGUCUUGAAGCCUAGUGAAAAGCCUGCCACAAGAAUUCUUUUCAAUUUGUAUAGAUCUACUGAAUCCUAUUUCUGGUAGGGUGGGAUUAAAUUGAAGGCUGUUAAUUCUGAUAGCAAUAACAAAAUGUAUGCACAUAUAUAUAAACGGUGACACUCCUUUUUAUUACAUAAAAUGAUAUCACUGCACAUCAUUUAGACACUUACUUGAUGUGCAAUGCUCAUCAUUAGUUUUUGUAGGGGUCUUGGAAGUCAGAUAGCAUUGGCUAGGGUUGAUUGGCCAAAAACAGCAAUUGUAGAGCUUCCAUUUGAAGCAUGCUGGCAUCAUGUUUGAAAUCAUUGUUAUUUCAGAGAAUAUCUUGACAAAUUAUACUUUAAAAAUUACAAAAAUCUAUACAGUAGUGCAAUAAAUUCAAGGGAUAUUUCAUACACACAAAGAAUGUUUAUAUUAUUAUGAGCACAGGUAUGCAUUUUGGCCAAUUCACCCAUGUAUGUAAUUCAUAUCAUGCAAUGGAGCUUACAGAAUAUUUGUAACAUUGUUUGACAAAUGCAACAACAAUUUUCCAACCCAGUAUUUUGAUUACUUUUGUUCUAAGGCACUGUCGCACAGGUGAAGGAUGUUUAUUAGUAUUUGCAAACUAACUAAAAUUUCAUGGUCAUUAUUAAUAUAAGAGCAAUUAUAUUUUCACUCUUUGUUCACCUACAAUAAUUUGGUGGCAGAUUUCAUUGAUCUAUGGGGAGAUAUAGUGUACUUGUUUUGAUUUUUGCCAUGACGAUAUAUUCUAUGGUUUAUAACAUGAUGAGUUCCUGGGCUUAUUUAAUAAGAUUGAUAGGCAUAUGCUUAUAUCUGAUAAGAACUAAUAUCUGAAGAGGAAAACUCCUGCAUACUAAUGGAAUGUAUAGUGUCUCAUUGGUGUCUGCUUUGAUAUAUUCUGUGGUAUGUUCUAUUUAUCCCAGUAGGCAAAAGUUAAUUAAGUAAUCGGUUGCUGUUUUGUAAUUCCAUCUGGUUUUCUAAUUUUUUAAUAAUUAAAACUGCCACAUUAAAAAUGAUACAAAUAUAAAUCUUUAGAAGGUGUGGUAAAAUAUUGAUAUUAAAUGCAUUUUUUAUUCUUUUCACUUUAUAAAGCACCUGCUUAAUUGAUCCAAACUGAAAAAGUAUAAUAUAACCCCCACUGUGGUGAAGUGGGGGUUAUGAAACUGUGGCUUCACUAGCAUUUCCACUGGUCUUUAAUUUGAAAGUACUUCAGAAUAUUUCAUUUGUUUAAAUGUUUCUUUACAGAGUCAUUUAUUCUAACAGUUAUUUUAACUCAAACUUUGCCUCUAAUUUUAUGUAUCUGUUAUAUAUGAGUCAUGAUGACAUUAUCACAAGAUCUCUAAAAAUUAUCGCUUAUUUUCCAUUUUCAUGUUAAAUGUUCCAUAGUACCUAACAUGUUCACUGUUAUGCUUCUCAUCCUGUUUCACAGAAAAAGGAAAAUUUGAACUACAAGGAUUCAAAGCACAUUGCUAAGUAACUUAAGAUGAAUCAAUAAAUUAGAUAUAUGUAUCACACA